UAACGUGUGUGUUUGUGUUUCAGACGGAGGAACCUCUCAGUUCGGUUUCCUGGAGCUCUCUCAGAGUCAGGAUCUGCGAGGGGAAGUGAACAGUCAGGAGGACGAGGACGGCGUCCCUCAGCCAGACAGCGAGACACGCGGUAAAUUAGCGGCGGAGCAGAACAUCAGCUGCAGGACUUCAGAGAGUCGGGACAACAAAGCAGUGAGAUCGGAGGUGAGCUCCAGCAGCUCGCUGGAGUCUCCGGGUCAGUCGGGGAGGCAGCUGAGCGUCCAGGCUCUGCUGCACUCGCAGAGCGUCCAGGCCUCCGGACAGCAGGACCAGCAGGACUGUGAGAUCCUGUCCUCACAGGAGGACAUGUUUGACGCUGACAAGACAGGUGCUGCGGUGGACAGCACGGUGUCCGAGCCGGAGCAGCAGGGUCACCCCACCCCGACCCCGGCCCACACCCUGCGUCUGCUGCAGCUGUCGGGACAGGGAACGCUGGUGCAGGAGAGUCUGUCCCAGAGCUCUGUUGACUAUGUCGCUCCGACCCAGGAGGACUUCAGCCACACCCCUUUGAUCGUUCCCAGCUCGCCGACCGGACCGGAGAAUGAAGACGGUGCUGAUGAGCCGAUGGACACUUCGCUGCCCCCGGACGACCGAGCGGAACAAGAAAAAGAAGAACCGAUGGAAACGGAGGCCGUCUCUAAGCCACAGCCGUCCGCCUCUACUCCUGUUUCCCAGAACUCCCCUGGUUUUGUGUUGGAGCGAACUCUCUCGAUACCCUCCCAGCCAGACUUCUCUCAC
Molecule: messenger RNA, 787 nt
Organism: Plectropomus leopardus (leopard coralgrouper)
Lineage: Eukaryota; Metazoa; Chordata; Actinopteri; Perciformes; Serranidae
Source: RefSeq, a predicted model, not a curated record